GGGAUCUGCACUCUGAUGUUUCCGGUAAGCUGCCGAGAGCAGCUGGGCCGAAACUCACCGCACCCUCCUGAUCCUCAGCCUCCUCUCCCGGGACAUUCCGCUCACCGGGACCGGCUCCACUCGCCACGGAGUUCGGGAUCUCAUUUCCCGUUAUAUGAGAGAGACAGUGAUCGCUGACAGACGCUUUAAACCUCGGCAGACACACGGACUGAUGCUAGCAAGCUAACAGCAUCCUCUCGCGCGGGCUGAGAAAUCAAAACAAUGCGUUUAUUUAUUACUUCUAGUUCAUUUAUACUCGUUUCAUGAAGUUAAUGUGCAUUUUGCUGAGUUUGAAAGUAUGUUAUGUGUGUUUAAGCGGCAGUAGCUCAGGCUGAUUAUACGUUUACAGGUGAUUUUACAGUUUGUUUAUAUUAUAUCUAAAUAAUAUAAAUCAUAUAAGAGUCCGUGUCAUAUUCUAGUAGUGUAAAGUGAAUGUUUGGGGUGUGCGGAUUCAUGCACCUAGUGUUUUAAAUUUGAUUUUUCAUCAUAAUGAUCAGAUCUGGAUGGUGAACAGGUUGAGGAGGGUUUGACCAGGUAAUCAGACUGAUCCAGGAACUUGAUCAGCUCGAUGACAAGCUGUAAAUUAGAGUCAUUAUUGAGUAAAGCUCAGUCUGAGCUCGCCUUUUACUGUCCCUGAGAUUAAAGGUCUUUUCACACGUCAGCCAUGGCUCCAAAAAAAAGACCAGAUCCCAUAGUUAUAACUGGAACCGGAGAAGGACAGCCAACCUCUACAUCCAUAGAUGCUGCGUCAGAAGCGAAUCUUGAGGCCCUGCAGAAGAAGUUGGAAGAGCUCGACUUGGACGAGCAACAGAAGAAGCGUCUGGAAGCUUUUCUCACGCAGAAAGCCAAUCUGGGCGAGCUGAAAGAUGAUGAUUUCCAGCAUAUCUGUGAACUUGGAGCUGGAAAUGGAGGUGUGGUCAAUAAAGUGUGCCACAAACCCUCUGGUCUUGUAAUGGCCCGGAAGUUAAUCCAUCUGGAGAUCAAGCCAGCCAUCAGACAUCAGAUCAUCAGGGAGCUGCAGGUCCUGCAUGAGUGCAACUCUCCCUACAUCGUGGGUUUCUACGGGGCGUUUUACAGCGACGGGGAGAUCAGCAUCUGUAUGGAGAACAUGGACGGAGGCUCUUUGGAUCAGGUUCUGAAAGAUGCUCGCAGAAUUCCAGAGGAGAUCUUGGGAAAAGUCAGCAUAGCCGUUUUAAGAGGUCUCGCUUACCUUCGAGAAAAGCACCAGAUAAUUCACAGAGAUGUGAAACCUUCAAAUAUUCUGGUAAAUUCUCGCGGGGAGAUCAAACUGUGUGACUUCGGCGUGAGCGGGCAGCUCAUCGACUCCAUGGCCAACUCUUUUGUAGGAACACGCUCGUACAUGUCGCCGGAGAGGUUGCAGGGCACUCAUUACUCGGUGCAGUCAGAUGUGUGGAGUAUGGGUCUCUCUCUGGUGGAGUUGGCCAUCGGCCGGUAUCCCAUUCCUCCGCCCGACGCCAAGGAGCUGGAGGGGAUCUUCGGCAGGGCAAUGAUGGAUGUUGGGGGGGCAGAGACACACAGUACCUCUCCUCGACCCAGACCCCCGGGCAGACCCGUCAGCGGUCAUGGGCCCGUCAUGGCUAUAUUUGAGCUGCUGGAUUAUAUAGUCAAUGAGCCGCCCCCUAAACUGCCUCACGGCGUCUUCACUCCUGAUUUCCAGGACUUCGUGACCAAAUGUCUCAUUAAAAACCCUGCAGACAGAGCGGACCUGAAGAUGCUGACGAAUCACACGUUUAUCAAGCGCUCAGAGGUGGAGGAGGUUGACUUCGCUGGAUGGUUGUGUAAAACUAUAGGGCUCAAUCAGCCCAGCACACCUACACAAACAGCCGAAUGACACACGCACACUUCACCAUGGUUUCCCCUACAGAAUACCAACGUUUACAGCGUAUCUGAUGGAACACGUGCAAAGCUGCUUAUUUUACACUUUUACUUCCAUAUACAUGGUGAAUCUCAUGAAACGUCACGGUCAAAACAGAGAAAUAAGAGAUUUUGCUGAAAGAAAAUGAAGCCUGUUUUUAGGAUUUUUUUGCAUUGUGUGCAUUUUGUCAUACAAAUUAAGUACAUCUGCCCACAAACUUCCCGUUACUGUAAUGAGGAAAAACAAUGAUAUAUUAUUAAAUUGCAAAAUGAAGUUCUGUAUAUUAUGGCCUUUAAAUAGGACCUUUUAUUCCCUUUUACAAAGUCUUGAUUUAUGCUUAAUUUUCAUGAAAAUGUCACUGUGCAAAAAAAAAUCUAAAUGGUCCUAAGAAUAUUCUUCAUCUUUUUUAAGCAAAAUAUAAUUUCAUAUAUUUUUCUUUUGGUUUUGUUGUGAAAUAUGACCUGAGAAUGUUUCCGUCAGAUUCGUCACAUCCAGGCACACGUAUGUUCUCAUUUGAUCCAUGAUCAUGUGUAAUGGAGUUCAUAUAUGCCAGGAAGUCACCGCCGGCACAGUUAUUAUUAUUUCUGUAUGUUUGUUCUUGCGUUUGCCACAAACAUCAACUACAGACAGUUACAGUUUGUUGCUUUAAGACUCUCAAUAAAGUGAUUGUAGAGGGGA
Molecule: messenger RNA, 2593 nt
Organism: Ctenopharyngodon idella (grass carp)
Lineage: Eukaryota; Metazoa; Chordata; Actinopteri; Cypriniformes; Xenocyprididae
Gene: map2k2b
Product: mitogen-activated protein kinase kinase 2b
Exons: 11
Coding region: 704-1891 (395 amino acids)
Biological process (GO): protein phosphorylation
Molecular function (GO): protein kinase activity; ATP binding
Source: RefSeq, a predicted model, not a curated record